UCACAUCGAACAGACCGCACAAGAAGUUCGCAGCUUGCGCCCGGCUUCGUUAAAGGCACAUCGGGGUCAUCGAUCACCGUUCACUUACGCGAACAAAGACGGCCGACAUCCUUUUUGUUUGGUUAUCUGCUCCCUCCUCUUGGCUUGACUGUCUGAUGGCGAGUAAAUUAUCGGGUUAGCAAUAGAUCAGACAGUGAUGGCUUUGGAAAAUACGUGCACAAUCUGGAGUGCUAGGGAAUAAGAUCUGGUUUGUCCAUUUGCUCUCCCAAUCCAGAUGCCACCCCACAACCCUCCAAGCUUACGACUCCUAUUUACAUGAUCUACAUCAGUUCACUCAAUUCCCACAUUCUUUUUGAGCAGUGUCUUCAUGGGUUUCCCUUGUGGAAGCAUCAGUGUGCCGAACUCUGUCAGCUUCCUAAUAGUGAUAAGCCUACUCCGCUACGCGAAACUCGUCGCAAGUGUGAUCCUCAAGGGACCGAACUCUGAGGUAGUCUCAGCAGAUCAAGAGUUCGAUGUGUACCGCACCGGAUUUCACGAGUUCCCGCCGUUCUGGCCCUCCCCUUCGUUAGUUCCAGCAAAGGCAAGUGUUCUGGUGGGAGCACGGAAGAGGCUUCCCGUGGUUGAGUUUGGGGAUUUCGUGAGAUUGAAUCUGCGCGAAGACGAGGGCGCUGCCCUCUGCUCAAUCUGCCUGCAGGAGAUUGAGAGGAGGCACGAGAUCAGAGAACCGACCAAGUGUCGUCACGCGUUUCACAGAGAGUGCCUGGACGGGUGGGUGGAUGAGGGGCAUGUGACUUGCCCACUGUGCAAGACUGCCCUUUUCGAAGGCGAGGAAGAAAGGUCAAUUGUCGGAGAUCUGCGGACCACGGAGGCGAACACAAACUUCUUUCGCGAUUAUUAGUCCCAACGGAUCUGGCACGCGGCCAUGAACACAUGAUGGAUUUAGAUCCCUCUUCGUCGAGAGAAACAUCUUGUGAAUAGGAAAGUGCACGUGCAGACGAGGAACGCACAGUGAAUAAAACUACAGAACAAGCUCCAUGGCCCGAAAGGCCUUCCCGUCAAGUCUAAAAACUAGGAAACAGAGCUGGCACAAGGAUUUAUAUUAGGCAUGUACACAUACCAAUUAGGAAGUAAAGACCCAGUAAUUGCUUCAAGGACAUCAAUUAUCCUUCCUUCCACUUAAAACACAUCGAUGAUUGAUGAUGCUGCCUGAGAAAGAGU
Molecule: messenger RNA, 1218 nt
Organism: Rhodamnia argentea
Lineage: Eukaryota; Viridiplantae; Streptophyta; Magnoliopsida; Myrtales; Myrtaceae
Product: brassinosteroid-responsive RING protein 1-like
Exons: 1
Coding region: 368-898 (176 amino acids)
Biological process (GO): protein ubiquitination
Molecular function (GO): zinc ion binding; ubiquitin protein ligase activity
Source: RefSeq, a predicted model, not a curated record